This is a messenger RNA of Drosophila serrata, 1426 nucleotides long. RefSeq names its product polyprenol dehydrogenase. The record is from RefSeq and is a predicted model, not a curated record. NCBI's taxonomy places the organism in Eukaryota, Metazoa, Arthropoda, Insecta, Diptera, Drosophilidae.
GCACAGUUAAAGCUAACGUUUAGUUCGUUUUUGGAUCUCUCGCGGAGCGGUUGUGGCAUUAAGGGCCUGGCAAACCGGUUUCGACAGCGACACACUGUUUUCGGAAAACGUGAUAGAAAACCAAAAGGCAGACGAUCUCGAUCUCCCUCGCAAGUGCAUUUCGCUUCGCAGGCCAAAUUGAAGACACAAUCAUGCUGGGCACCCUGCUGUCACUCCUGUUCAUCGGCCUGCUGCUUUGCGCCUUCCUCUUCUCGAAAACGACCAAGGAGUUCCCGAAGUCCUGGUUCGAGUGGAAGACGGAGUUCCGAUACCAGUAUCUGGGCAUUGUGGGGCUCAUCCAUGAUGCUCAGUAUGCGGCAAGGGAUCGCGUGGCACUUUACAAGCAACCGGAUCGCAUUGCUGUCAUCACUGGAGGCAACCGCGGCAUCGGCCUGCGAAUUGUGGAGAAGCUGCUGGCCUGCGACAUGACUGUCGUCAUGGGUGUUCGUGAUCCUCGCAGCGCAGAAGCCGCAGUGGCAUCUAUAGUUGACCUAAAGGCCACUAAGGGCAAACUCAUCUGUGAGCAACUGGAUGUGGGGGAUCUGAAGUCAGUCAAGGCCUUUGCCCAGCUCAUCAAGGAUCGUUUCACGAAGGUGGAUCUGCUACUGAACAAUGCGGGCAUUAUGUUCGCACCCUUCAAGAUCACCGCCGAUGGCUACGAAUCGCAUUUUGCCAUCAAUUAUUUGGGUCACUUCCUGCUCACGCACUUGCUAAUGCCCAAGCUGAAGGCGGCGGGCAAGGAGGGAAAGAACGCCAGAAUUGUGAAUGUCAGCUCCUGUGUGAAUCUUAUUGGACGCAUUAACUACAAGGAUAUCAAUGGAGAAAAACACUACUACCCUGGAACCGCCUACAGUCAGUCAAAGUUGGCACAGAUUCUGUUCACCCGCCAUCUGCAGACCGUGCUCGAUGCGGAGAAGGCGCACGUGCAGGUGAACGUUGUGCAUCCGGGUAUCGUGGACACGGAUCUGUUUGAGCACUCGGCCACCACAUCGGUUCCCAUCUUCAAGAAGCUCUUCUUCAAGACACCGGAGAGGGGCUCCAGGACCGUGGUCUUUGCAGCCAUCGAUCCCUCCAUUGAGGGCCAGGGCGGCACAUAUCUGAGCAACGGCGGCAAGGGUCCCUUCCAUCCGGAUGCCAAGAAGCCAGCCAAGUGCGAGCAGCUCUUCCAGUUCUCCUGCGACCUGCUCAAAAUCCAGAAGUAUGGCAACGGCGAAUUCUAACCCACGCCAUAAAACUCAAUAUUCCUCCCCUCAACUGGUGCGACGUACUUUCUUAGAUUCCAUCUCCUUAACAUUUUUUGUAAAUCGAUUUCUUGUAUGGCUUAUACAUAUAUAUUUUUAUAUAGAAGUGCAGCUGUUGUUCUGAUAAUACGAACCACUGAUGAUAA